CCAGCUUUCAUCAUACCCAGCCCUCGACCGCUUGAUACCCCGACAAUCCGAAGCUUUGCUUGAACCGCAACCAACACCAACAUGGCGCAAGACCCCCGUGCACUACUGCAAAAGGCAGACAAGGCGAUAGCCUCCGCAGGAUCAGGUUUCAGCCUCUUCGGCGGGCGCACCGAAAAGUACGAGAAUGCAGCGGAGCUGUACAUCCAAGCAGCGAACGCAUUCCGGCUGCAGAAGCAGGCCAAAGAGGCCGGUCUGGCAUUCGAGCGCGCGGCGGCGAUACAGCAGAACAACCUGAAUGAGCCGGACGACGCGGCCAAUACGCUCACCGAGGCGUUCAAGACGUACAAGAAGACGGACCCAGAGGACGCGGCUCGCUGCCUCGACUCCGCUAUCAACCACUACACCAUGAAGGGCAACUUCCGGCGCGCGGCGACGUGGAAGCAGAAUCUGGCGGAGCUGUACGAGGUCGAGGUUGGGGACCAGAAGCGCUCGAUGGAAGCGUAUGAGGUGGCUGCGGGGUGGUACGAGAACGACAAUGCGGAAGCAUUGGCGAACAAGCUGUACUUGAAGGUGGCAGACCUCGCCGCGUUGGAGGGCGACUACUACAAGGCGAUUGAGAACUUCGAGCGCGUCGCCAAGUCGAGCAUUAACAACAACCUGAUGAAGUGGUCGGUCAAGGAAUACCUGCUCAAGUCAGGCAUCUGCCACUUGGCAACCAACGACAUGGUGGGCUGCAACCGUGCGCUGGAGAGCUACCGUGACCUCGACCACACGUUCGGGUCGACGCGGGAAAACCAGCUGCUCACGGACCUGGCCGAGGCCGUCGACGCAGGCGACCAGGAAAUGUUCUCCGAGAAGCUGUUCCAGUUCGACCAGAUGUCCAAGCUGGACAAGUGGAAGACGACGCUGCUCCUGCGCGUCAAGAGCGGCAUCGAGGAGAAGGGCGAAGACUUUUCGUAGACUAUCGAUACCAUUUAGCCAGCAAAAAGACAGGCGGUUUUCAAGCAGGGAUUGGAUAUUGCUUGUCAGUACUAUAAAGUUUACCUUUCUUUGGCGAG
Messenger RNA from Aplosporella prunicola CBS 121167, 1058 nucleotides. RefSeq lists its product as uncharacterized. The coding region runs from base 82 to 960 and encodes 292 amino acids. NCBI's taxonomy places the organism in Eukaryota, Fungi, Ascomycota, Dothideomycetes, Botryosphaeriales, Aplosporellaceae. Gene Ontology annotation, cellular component: vacuolar membrane; SNARE complex. Gene Ontology annotation, molecular function: syntaxin binding; soluble NSF attachment protein activity. Gene Ontology annotation, biological process: intracellular protein transport; SNARE complex disassembly. The transcript is spliced from 5 exons. The record is from RefSeq and is a predicted model, not a curated record.